Drosophila melanogaster (fruit fly) is the source of this 1322-nucleotide messenger RNA. It is a transcript of the gene CCHa2, whose product is annotated as CCHamide-2. Gene Ontology annotation, biological process: neuropeptide signaling pathway. The transcript is spliced from 4 exons. Lineage: Eukaryota; Metazoa; Arthropoda; Insecta; Diptera; Drosophilidae. The record is from RefSeq and is marked reviewed. Gene Ontology annotation, molecular function: neuropeptide hormone activity. Gene Ontology annotation, cellular component: extracellular region. The coding region runs from base 298 to 708 and encodes 136 amino acids.
AGUCGCUGGCGGGAGUUUGAAAAUGUGAAAUCGCGCUCAGGGAUUCGGCCGGUGGAAUUGCCAUAUCAAGCUGGACUAUUGGCAAGCACAUCCGUCCCAACCAUAUCUGUGAUUAUAUAUAGCCAUCUAACGAGGGAGAGCAAAGCAUUUUAAACUAAUACUGAUAGUCGUCGCUGUAACAAGCAAAGAAAACAAAGAAAACUGCCGUAUAAAUCUCACAAAGCCCAGUUCGGCUAAUCAGUCUGAUUGAGGUGAGUUAUUCAAGCUGCAGUUGAAAGCGACACGCGACCAGGUAUCAUGAAAUCCACCAUAUCUUUGCUACUGGUCGUUAUCUGCACCGUGGUCCUGGCCGCGCAACAGAGCCAAGCGAAAAAGGGAUGCCAGGCCUACGGUCAUGUGUGCUACGGUGGUCAUGGCAAGCGCUCUCUGAGCCCCGGAUCCGGGUCUGGAACGGGAGUGGGCGGGGGAAUGGGCGAGGCAGCCUCCGGGGGGCAGGAACCGGACUAUGUGCGUCCGAAUGGCCUACUGCCCAUGAUGGCGCCAAAUGAACAGGUGCCGCUCGAGGGCGACUUUAAUGACUAUCCCGCCCGUCAGGUGCUUUACAAAAUCAUGAAAUCAUGGUUUAACCGACCUCGCCGACCCGCCUCUCGCCUGGGUGAACUUGAUUAUCCCUUGGCCAAUUCCGCCGAAUUGAAUGGCGUGAACUAAGGCCGGAAAAGUUAUCAAUACAGAAAUAUCCACAACGUACAUUAAAAACCGGAAAUAAGCCUCAAAAACAAGAGCAACAACAUCAAGAGAUACAGUAACAGCAACAACAACAACAUCAGCGACAACACAUGAAUUACUUAUGAAUGUUAAUUACUUUCGCAACUUGUAUAAAAUGUUUGAUAAAUGUCUACACAUACCAGGCAGUCAAUUUUUAUGCUAAUUGCAUAAGCAUCGAACACAUUAAAAAAAAACCCAACUGAAAUUUUUAGGGGCUGGUAAGGAUUUCAGUGUCAAAAAAAAAAAGGAGCAGACGACGAAAAAUAAAUCGAAGAAAACGGCAAAGACAGCGUGUUUCACUGUUCAUAUGUUAAAUACAUACGUAUAUUUUAUUUAUGUUUAUUUACGAAGAAAGCGAAAGACUAUAUGUAGUUGUAAUUUUAUUUAACAUACAAAAUAUAUACAUAUUAACUUUGUAAACUGUGUAUGUUAAUCAUUAUAGGUGUAUAUGUAUAUUACGGCUGCGCAACACUAACAAAUUGUUCCCAACAGUUUUAUUUAUAAAGAGAUGCUUGUUUAAAUAUAUAAUAAAAUGUGCUACAAAAGCAUCCAAAUUC